Chelmon rostratus (copperband butterflyfish) is the source of this 3124-nucleotide messenger RNA. It is a transcript of the gene tbxas1, whose product is annotated as thromboxane A synthase 1 (platelet). Bases 91 to 1776 code for a protein of 561 amino acids. The record is from RefSeq and is a predicted model, not a curated record. Gene Ontology annotation, molecular function: heme binding; oxidoreductase activity, acting on paired donors, with incorporation or reduction of molecular oxygen; steroid hydroxylase activity. Lineage: Eukaryota; Metazoa; Chordata; Actinopteri; Chaetodontiformes; Chaetodontidae. The transcript has 14 exons.
CGAAGAGGGCUCGACAUGAAAACAUUGACAAGUGAGGACAGUAUGAGGAGCCUUCAUCGAACAGUGGAGAAGUGAGAGGAGGUUUUCAGAAUGGAGGCUGUGGUUGACUUCCUGAAUGUUUUCCACCUCAAGGCCAGUGGAUUGUCAGUGACACUCAGUCUCCUCCUUGUCUUUCUGGGUCUUCUCUACUGGUAUUCCAUUUACCCUUUUUCGAUCCUGUCUCGAUGUGGUAUCAAACAUCCAAAGCCAGUGCCUUUCUUGGGCAACAUGUUUAUGUUUCGCCAGGGUUUUUUCAACCCUAUCAAUGAACUCAUAAAGACACAUGGCAGAGUUUGUGGGUAUUAUUUGGGCCGCAGACCGGUGGUGGUGAUAGCGGACCCUGACAUGCUGAGACAAGUGAUGGUCAAGGACUUCAGCAGGUUCCCCAACAGAAUGAGACUUCGCUUUGCCACCAAGCCCAUGACCGACUGUCUGCUCUUGCUGAGGAAUGAGCGCUGGAAGAGAGUGCGUAGCAUCCUGACCCCAUCAUUCAGUGCUGCCAAGAUGAAAGAGAUGGUUCCGCUCAUCAACACAGCCACCGAUGCCCUGAUGAAUAACUUGGACGUUUACGCUGAGUCCGGAGAGGCCUUUGAUAUCCACAAGUGUUUUGGUUGCUUCACCAUGGACGUUAUUGCUAGUGUGGCAUUCGCAACUCAGGUGGACUCUCAGAACAACCCAGAUGACCCGUUUGUCCGCCACGCACAGAUGUUCUUUUCCUUUUCUUUCUUCAGGCCCAUCAUGCUGCUUUUCAUUGCUUUUCCAUUCAUCGGGUCUCCUCUGGUGCGAUUCAUCCCCAACAAACGAGACGAGAUGAAUAAGUUCUUCAUCAACAGCAUUCAGAGGAUCAUCAAUCAGAGAGAGGAGCAGCCUCCUGAUCAGAGGCGCAGAGACUUCCUUCAGCUGAUGUUGGACGCACAAACCAGCAAGGAGUGUGUGUCUUUGGAACAAUUUGACACAGCGAACCCUGCUGGCGAGCUCGAUCACAGGAAUCAGCAGACGCAGCCGUCGGCCUCUGACCAGGACGACCGUCCUCAGCCACAGGAGCCCCCCACCAGGCGUCCACAGAAGAAGAUGAUAACUGAGGAUGAGAUCGUGGGUCAGGCUUUUGUCUUUCUUCUGGCAGGCUUCGAGACCAGCAGAAACACGUUGGCCUUCACCUGCUACCUCCUGGCCAUCCACCCUGAAUGUCAACGCAAAGUACGGGAAGAGGUGGAUGAUUUCUUCGCCACACAUGAGUCACCAGAUUACACAAACGUCCAGGAGCUGAAGUAUUUAGACAUGGUCAUAAGUGAAGCAUUGCGCCUCUACCCCCCUGGAUACAGGUUUGCCAGAGACGUUGACCAAGACUGUGUGUUGAACGGUCAGUUCCUCCCUAAAGGAGCCACACUGGAGAUCCCAGCAGGCUUCCUCCACUAUGACCCAGAGCACUGGCCAGAGCCCGAGAGCUUCAUCCCAGAGCGAUUCACACCAGAGGCCAAGGCCAGUCGGCAUCCGUUUGUAUACCUGCCGUUUGGGGCCGGUCCCCGUAACUGCGUGGGCAUGAGGCUUGCCCAGCUGGAAAUGAAAAUGGCUCUCGUGCAUCUGUUCCGCAGGUUCACCAUCGUGGCCUGCUCUGAGACCAAGGUCCCUCUUGAGUUGCAGUCGUUCAACAUUCUAGGACCUAAGAAUGGGAUAUUUGUGAGAAUUCAAAGAAGAGACUUGAUUGAAGGUCAUGGUAAUUCUCCAGCAGACAAUUAGAAAGUGUCCAUGUUGUGACAGUGACACACAGUGUGUGUGUGAGCAGUUUUCUCGAUCUGUUCCUUUGCAUUGAAAUAGAAAUUACAAUACGGUGUAAACCUUGAUAAUGCUGCUCAUCUAGUGGAAAGUGCACUGUAGCUGAGAAUCAGCACUGCUAUAAUACUGAGCAAACGUGUGACUGACUAUGCAGUUAGGCACUGUGAGGACACAGUUUUAGGUCCCUCUGAACUCCCUGCUGAUGGCUUCACCAGGUUAUUGGUGAUAAAUAAUAAUGGAGAGAGAGGCAGCUGGAGCAUAUUAACAAGGACUGGUCACAGGAAUAAAAGUGUGCUCUACUUAAGGAGAGCUUUGCUGCUUGUACCCAUGAAUGGUGGUUAUUUAACAAUGUAAUUAACCAUCAUACAGUCUCAGAUGUUCACAGCAAACGAUGGGGAAGGGACAGACCUGUCACUUGGGUUAGAUGCUACUGAUCAUACUGAUGAUAUUUAAGACUAACCGUGAUGACGUGUUUCUACGUCUUUUAAUCGCCUCGAUUGAAAGCUAUGUUAGAGUGAUGAAGUGGUUUGUGAAAGAAGAGGAAAGCCUCAGCUGUUUCUUUCAUUACCUGAUCAGUACUUAUCACAUGUGUCAGAACAGGAAACUUACCCACAUUUUAUCACAAGUCAUUCAUUGUUGUUUAAAGAGAACAUUUAUACCUCACUGAAAUGAAAAACACUCUCAUGUAGGAAAAGAAAUCAUCAUUUUAGCCAAUGUUUGAACAUUAUUCUGAGAUUGGUUGUUUGAGAAUUGCAGUCCUGAAUUAACUUUAAUUUUGAAUGUAUAUAAUAAGAGUGAUUUACUGAUGAUUAAUUUACGUGGCAGUGAAAAAGUGUAUAUCUCAGCAGCUGUGAUUAAAGGCAGGGGACUGAAUAUGCCAGUUGUACAUUCAAAAUGGAUCAAAACUCACUUGUGUGGAACUCAGUCUUUACAUGUGAUGAAUGAAAUUUCUCUUCUUCUUUGUUCUAUUGCUAACUAAUCACACUGACAUGGCAGUUUGUAACAUGUUUAUUACAUAACCACUGAAUGUUAUUCCAAAACUGAACACCAGAACAUGUGUUGCCUCAGUGCCCUUGAUUUAGACUUUCAUUCACAGACAAUCUUAUCACAACAAAAUACACACCAGCCACAACAGCAGACACUGACCAAGGAAAUGUAUUCUUACUGACAUAUUAUAAAUCCACCAGGACACACUGUGAUCAUCACACAAAAAUUCCACCAAGUGUUUCCAUUUUUUUGUCUUUUACAUCUGCACCACACCUCAGGAAAAUACUGUAACAUGUCAGUUUAUAAAACGAUGAGCAAAUUUUUA